GUAUACUUUGUAUGUAGCUUCCAAGAUUAAGCAGAGUUGUUAGGUUGUUAUUUUGUUUAAAUUUUUAUUUAUAAAAAAUAUAAAAGUUUUUGCAAAAACUUGUAAUUAUGAUCCUAUUUUCCAGACAACCAUUUUAUAGUUUAAUUGAAAUUCUGAUAAAAGGCGUACGCCCAAACACUGGGUGAAACGUGAGGCAACCUGCGUUUACGUCUUUGAAUUUUUAUUUGAAGAAUAUAGUAUAAAAGCGAAGCUCAGAAUCCACCUCGAAAGUCGAAACAGAAAUGGCUCCUGCUUGUUCCUUCUCUCCCACAUACUUACAUUCCACAUCCACAGUUUCUCGCUUCCCACGCUACAAACCUGCAAUCUUCGUUUCCAAAUCCGUUGGUCUUCUCCACAAAACCUUCAUUCCCAAUUACCGUACACUUUCCCUUCUUCGUCCUGCUUUCUCUCGAAACUCACGCUUCCCUCCCUCAUCAAUCACUACUACUUCUUCCCCUCCUAAACUCGAUUCUCUUCUACUUCUCUGCACUUCCAUUGCUCUGUCUUUCUCCUUCUUUCUUGCCGAUGUUGGUCCCGCUUCUGCUUUCGUGGUCACUUCGCCGAGGAAAUUGCAGUCCGAUGAGCUCGCUACUGUUCGUCUCUUCCAAGACAACACUCCCUCUGUUGUAAACAUUACCAAUCUUGCUGCCAAGCAGGAUGCUUUUACGUUGGACGUAUUGGAGGUUCCACAAGGCUCUGGAUCGGGCUUUAUCUGGGAUAAAGAGGGUCAUAUUGUGACCAAUUAUCACGUUAUCCGCGCAGCUUCUGAUCUCAGGAUCACUCUUGCCGACCAGACAAUAUAUGAUGCAAAAAUCAUUGGCUUUGAUCAGGAUAAGGAUGUUGCUGUGUUACGUGUUGAUGCAUCUAAAGACAAACUUAGGCCUAUACCUAUUGGUGUCUCUAAUGACUUGGUUGUUGGUCAGAAAGUGUAUGCUAUUGGGAACCCAUUUGGACUAGACCAUACUCUUACUACUGGUGUCAUCAGUGGACUUCGUCGAGAAAUUAGUUCGGCUGCAAGUGGCCGGCCGAUUCAAGAUGUCAUACAGACUGAUGCUGCGAUUAACCCAGGGAACAGUGGGGGGCCACUAUUGGAUAGUUCUGGUAACCUUAUUGGUAUAAACACAGCUAUAUAUUCCCCAUCUGGUGCCUCAUCUGGCGUUGGAUUCUCUAUUCCUGUGGACACAGUAAGUGGCAUCGUCGAUCAAUUGGUGAGGUUUGGGAAGGUCGCAAGACCUAUUUUAGGGAUCAAGUUUGCACCAGAUCAGUCUGUAGAGCAGUUGGGUGUAAGUGGGGUACUUGUUUUGGAUGCUCCUGCCGACGGUCCAGCUGGGAAAGCCGGCUUGCAACCAACGAAACGUGAUGCCUAUGGUAGACUCAUUUUAGGCGACAUCAUAACAUCCGUGAAUGGUAAAAAGGUUACUCAUGGAAGUGAUUUGUACAGAGUUCUUGAUCAGUGUAAAGUGGGCGACAAGGUGAUCGUAGAGGUUUUGCGAGGCGACCAGAAGCAGAAGAUCCCUGUUAUUCUUGAACCAAAGCCUGAUGAAUCAUGACAUGCCUGCUAUCCUGGAUGAUUGCGUAUGGGGUCCAUAUAUUUCAUUUUAUUCAAUUUUUUCUCGCCCUUAGCUGGUUGCUGUUAUGUUCUUAUUAAUUAUUAGUACUUCUUCUAAUUCUUAAUAGUAGAAUUAUUUAACUAA
This is a messenger RNA of Neltuma alba, 1733 nucleotides long. RefSeq names its product protease Do-like 1, chloroplastic. The record is from RefSeq and is a predicted model, not a curated record. Gene Ontology annotation, molecular function: protein binding; serine-type endopeptidase activity. Lineage: Eukaryota; Viridiplantae; Streptophyta; Magnoliopsida; Fabales; Fabaceae. Gene Ontology annotation, biological process: proteolysis.